AUGUAUACGCCAUACAACCAGCAGAACCUCCAGCAUCCCCAGCCGUUCCACACACAGCCCCUGAACCUUCCUCAACAGCAGUACCAGCAGCAGGGCCAAUUCCAGCAACCACAAGGAACUCAACCUCAGCAAAAUGCUCCAUACACGUUUUUCAACGAUCCCACCGCCGCAAUGGCAGCUCAAUUUGCACGUACUGGACUCGAUUCUUCCAACCAGUAUCUUCAGCAGAACCUCGGGCUGUUCAUGUCCAACGCCGGAGACCUCCAUUACUAUUUCCAAGUGAGCAAUUCGUAUGUUGUUCGCAAAAUCUUGUUGGUUUUGUUUCCCUAUCGCAAUAAAAACUGGUCCAGAUUGACCACUACGGUCGAUGGCUCUUCGCUGACGCAGUACCUCCCACCUUCUCACGACACCAACGCACCAGAUCUCUAUAUUCCACUUAUGGCGUUCAUAACCUACAUUCUCUUGUGGUCUUGCUUCCAAGGUUUAAAAGGUGAUUUCCACCCACAACUCUUUGGGUACUUGGCAUCACAGACGCUUGCAUGUUCGUUCUUGGAUAUUUUGUUCUUCAGGGUCGGUCUCUACUUGUUAAAUUGCUCCACAAACUCGUCAUUGUGGGACUUGAUAAGUUUCAGCGGUUACAAAUAUGUCGCUAUUAUUGUGUUGUUGGUGUUUAAACAUUUGGUUGGCUCCAGCUGGAUGUUUUACUACUCGAUUGUGCUUGCUGUAACCAUAAGCUUGUCUUUGUUUUUGAUGCGGUCGCUCAAAUUCAUGGUACUUCCUAGCACCACCAAUAAUACUGUUAGUGCGAAACAAAGACGUAUCCGGGUGCAAUUCUUGUUCUUGUACGCCGUGGUGUUACAGUUCUUGAUUAUCUUAUUUAUGAGCAGGUAG
Meyerozyma guilliermondii ATCC 6260 is the source of this 891-nucleotide messenger RNA. RefSeq names its product protein transporter YIF1. Gene Ontology annotation, biological process: endoplasmic reticulum to Golgi vesicle-mediated transport. Gene Ontology annotation, cellular component: endoplasmic reticulum membrane; COPII-coated ER to Golgi transport vesicle; endoplasmic reticulum-Golgi intermediate compartment. The coding region runs from base 1 to 891 and encodes 296 amino acids. The record is from RefSeq and is a predicted model, not a curated record. The transcript has a single exon. NCBI's taxonomy places the organism in Eukaryota, Fungi, Ascomycota, Pichiomycetes, Serinales, Debaryomycetaceae.